Pocillopora verrucosa is the source of this 2576-nucleotide messenger RNA. Its product is annotated as spermine oxidase. NCBI's taxonomy places the organism in Eukaryota, Metazoa, Cnidaria, Anthozoa, Scleractinia, Pocilloporidae. Gene Ontology annotation, molecular function: polyamine oxidase activity. The record is from RefSeq and is a predicted model, not a curated record.
AACAGCAUUGCAUGACUACAGCGUGACCAAAAGGCACGAUGGAGAUGAUUCGUCUUCUUUAAAACAAAUUUGGCCCAAAUGAGACAGUUAGGGCCAUUACUUGUUCGAAAAAUUAGUUGCAAACGAAGAAUAAGCAAUGUCAUACCAACCAAAAGUAGUUGUUAUUGGAGCAGGGAUAGCAGGACUGUCUGCAGCCUGUAAGUUACAUGAAUCAGGGCAGGUGGAUGUGUGUGUCCUGGAGGCAAGUGAUCGACUGGGUGGGCGAAUACACACAGGCAAGGUUGGAAAUAACCCAGUUGAGUUUGGUGCUUCAUGGAUUCAUGGAACUGUGGGAAAUCCCAUCUUUGACCUCGCUUGUGACCUGAAAUACCUACAGAAAUCAGAUGUUGAUCAACAGAUAGCAUGGAUUAAUGAAGACAGUCGAGCUAAGCCAAAGCUAGAUCCUUCUCAGCUUAAACAGAGUAUUGAUGAUCAGAUUCUAACAGAGGUUUGGAAUGUAUUUGAAAAGUUGAUCACUGAAACAGAAGAUAUCACAAAAAUGAAAACAUUCUGCCAAGGCAUCACAAAGGAUAAAAGAACAAUAGGGAAUUACAUUACCCACGGUUUUCAAACUUAUCUAGACUCAUGUACCUCUGACACUGCUAUGAUCAAAAACAUAAAACGCGACCUGUUUCUAUUUCUUGAAGAAAGGGAAUGCAAUUCAGUUGGUUGUAAUUCACUGAAUGACCUAAAUCUUGAGGACUUUGGAGAGUAUGUUUACCUGGAUGGUUCAGCUUAUUGUCCACUUCCUGAUGGUUAUGACAGAAUAACUGAGGCUUUAGCAGCACAAUUAAACAGUGGCUGUGUCCAUUUGAAUCAUGAGGUAACAAAAAUACACUGGGGGGCUUCAAGUGAACUUAAUGAUGAUGCUGAAAAAAGAAAUUAUCCAGUCAAAUUGCAUUGUGGUAAUGGUAAAACAUUUUGUGCUGACCAUGUGAUCAUAACUGUCUCCCUUGGUGUCCUGAAGGAAAAGCACACUACACUGUUUUGUCCUUCCUUGCCAUCUGACAAAACAGAUGCGAUUAGAAAUCUUGGUUUUGGAUGUGUAGGAAAGAUUUUUAUUGAAUUUGAAAAACCAUUUUGGCCAACAGAUGAGUACAGCCUUCAUCUUAUUGGGAACAAGAAGCAAAAUCCCAAGCAUGAAUCAACAAUAACAAUUUGUCCUUGGGCUCAUCAUCUUUAUUCAAUGUACACCACUCGUCCAGGGUCUAAUGUUUUGCAGGUUUGGUUCCAAGGCAAUAAAUCAUUAGAAAUUGAAAAGACCACACCUCAAGAACUUGAGAAGCAGUGUCUUGCAGCCAUCAAAGAAUGUACUUGUCUUGAAUCACUGCCACCCAUUGUGAAUGUUGAAAAAACCCAGUGGGGGACAAAUCCUUGGACAAGGGGAUCAUAUACAUAUUUAUCUAAAGCAGCUUGUGGGAGUGACUUUGAUACUCUGGCCUCACCCCUCCCUGGGGAGUCAUCUGGUUGUAAGGAAGCCUCUGCUUUACAACUUAUGUUUGCAGGUGAGGCAACACAUCGUCAGUUUUAUGGAACUGUUCAUGGAGCUUAUUUGACUGGAAUAAGGGAAGCUGAGAGGCUUUUGAACCACUUAAGGAAUUGAGCCUGACACUCAUCUUUACUAAGUUCAAGAAUUUAUUUUUUACCUUUGUUGUGCCAAAAUUAGAAUUACUCUUUUGUAAAUUAAAUGACUUGAUUAAACUGCCACCAGACAUUUGGAUGAAAGCAGUUUGGAAUGGUUGUUAUCAAGAAGGUAGAAAGGAUUGAAGAAAUUUUGAUGUAAAUAUUAAUUUGUGUUAUUGAUCAGUUAAAAUAUUUGGGAGAGGUUUUUCUGAUCUGCAAUUUUGCCAUCAUUUCAGGGGGUUCUUGAACCAAAUUCAUCUUAAAAAAAAACUCAUGUCUAUUUAAAUUGAAAUUAACUGAAACUGUGUUUUGGACAAGCCAUACCAUUGCCAUGGUAACUUAAUGAGUCCUCUCCAGGGGUGGACUAGAGCAGAUUUUAUUUAGACGGCAGACAAUCAUCACUGAGGGUUUAAAUUUUUUUGAAAUGGAAAUAUCUGAAAACUUCUAACUUGGAAGCAGUGUUAAAUAGUUUGUGCGUAUGAAGCUAAUUUUGAUGGAAAUAUUUACCAUCAACCUAUAUAAAAUUUUCAUAUUAGUUCGUAAAAUUAACGAGGCUGUUGUGAGUGAUCCGACCUUCCUGAUUCGUCAGUUUCCUUUUUUUCUUUGUGACGCGUAGAUUUAUCUUGGUGAUUUGAUAAGAUGUUCUACCGUAGACAAGUUCUCACACUGAUGACGAAAUGAACGCAUAUUAUUACAGCUGGGAAUUUCAAUGACUACUUUCCUCCUCGUUGACGGUAAUGUUACGGCUACGAUUCGCAGCUAUUUUAAAUCUGAUCAUAUGGGGUGUAAGUUUUGUAUUAUCAAAAAAAAUUGGUACAUAGAAACUGAUACCAAGCCGAGAGACAAAGCAGACCGCGAAAUACUUUUUCCUAGUUAUUAAAAUGCGCCGAUUGUGUGUUCUGUUUAUACAGGUG